AUGGACGAGGAGGAGCCCAGAUUCCAGCAGCCUCUGGCGCCUCCGGUAUCUGCCAGAUUGAGCGGAUGCGCGGAUGAUGGGAGCGGCUGGGGGACCGAGAUGAAGAGAUUCACGCUUGGAGGCGGGGCUGCGCGCAAAAGCUCCAGCAACUACAACGAGCUGUGGCUCCUGCAGGACGAGGACUCCUUUAAGGAACCUCUGGGCACCGCUGACAGCGCCGACUCUGCUUUGUUAUGCCCCGGGGAGGCUGCUGGUGGCCGGGGCGGCUCAGCGUCAGAGCACCACAGAGGGGACACAGUUUCGGAGGCAAGCGUGAGAGGAGUGGGGCCCGUCGGAAUGAUAUGCAACAAGAACGGAGACUGUAGAAGGGACCCGACCAGUUCAGGGAGCCUGUCUUCUCUCAUCUCCAGACAAGAGAAGCAGGCGGAUGGAGCCGUAGGGAGUGAGGACGGAAAGGGGCAGGCCGGGGGGAUGGACGCCUCUGUCACUUCCGCGGGGUCUUUAAUUCAGGGGCCCGUCGGGACUGAGGUCAAGACCAGCGCAGCGACGGAGAAGAAGGACUCCAGAGUUUCCUUCUCCAACGCCCCUACUAGUAAAGGUCAGAUGCCGCCGGGCGUUCAGCCAAGAAACUCUGUCACUUUCACUAAAGCGGAGGACAGUUCUCAGAUAGUUCCGGACGAUGGGGACUCAAGGGGGAACCAGACGUACAUGCAGCGGCAGUUCAGCUCCAUGCUCCAGCCUGGAGUUAACAAAUUCUCCCUGCGCAUGUUCGGGAGCCAGAAGGCGGUGGAGAAGGAGCAGGAGCGCGUAAAGUCUGCGGGGAACUGGAUUAUCCACCCUUACAGCGACUUCAGGUUCUAUUGGGACUUUACCAUGCUGAUGUUCAUGGUCGGCAACCUGAUCAUCAUCCCGGUUGGCAUCACCUUCUUCAAAGACGAGACAACAACGCCCUGGAUCAUCUUCAACGUGGUCUCGGACACCUUCUUCCUCAUGGACCUGGUGCUCAACUUCAGGACGGGCAUCGUGUUCGAAGACAACACCGAGAUCAUCCUGGAUCCCAAGAAGAUCAAGAAGACGUACCUGAAGAGCUGGUUUAUCGUGGACUUUGUUUCCUCCAUACCCGUGGAUUAUAUCUUCCUCAUUGUGGAGAAGGGCAUCGACUCGGAGGUGUACAAAACGGCCCGGGCGUUGCGCAUCGUUCGGUUCACGAAGAUCCUCAGCCUGCUGCGCCUCCUCAGGCUGUCCAGACUCAUCCGUUACAUCCACCAGUGGGAGGAGAUCUUCCACAUGACCUAUGACCUGGCCAGUGCUGUGAUGAGAAUAUUCAACCUGAUCGGGAUGAUGCUGCUGCUGUGCCACUGGGACGGCUGUCUGCAGUUUCUCGUUCCCAUGCUGCAGGACUUCCCGUCUGACUGCUGGGUGUCACUUAACAAGAUGGUGAACGACUCAUGGAGCGAGCUCUACUCCUUCGCCCUCUUCAAGGCCAUGAGCCACAUGCUGUGCAUUGGAUACGGCAGGCAAGCCCCAGAGAGCAUGUCGGACAUCUGGCUGACCAUGCUCAGUAUGAUCGUGGGAGCGACCUGCUAUGCCAUGUUUAUUGGCCAUGCAACCGCCCUCAUCCAGUCUCUAGAUUCAUCGAGGCGGCAGUACCAGGAAAAGUACAAGCAAGUGGAGCAGUACAUGUCAUUCCACAAACUGCCGGCUGACUUCCGACAGAAAAUCCAUGAUUACUACGAGCACAGAUACCAAGGGAAGAUGUUCGAUGAGGAGAGCAUCCUGGAGGAGCUAAAUGAGCCUCUGAGAGAAGAAAUUGUCAACUUCAAUUGCCGUAAGCUGGUGGCCUCCAUGCCGCUGUUUGCCAACGCCGACCCGAACUUUGUGACAGCCAUGCUGACCAAGCUGAGGUUUGAAGUCUUCCAGCCAGGAGACUACAUCAUCAGAGAAGGCACCAUUGGCAAGAAGAUGUACUUCAUUCAGCACGGGGUGGUGAGCGUCCUGACCAAAGGAAGCAUCGGCAUGAAGCUCAUGGACGGCUCCUACUUUGGCGAGAUCUGUCUGCUGACCCGAGGCAGGAGGACAGCCAGUGUUCGAGCUGACACCUACUGCCGCCUGUACUCUCUCUCGGUGGACAAUUUCAAUGAAGUGCUGGAAGAGUAUCCCAUGAUGAGGAGGGCCUUUGAGACAGUUGCCAUCGACCGACUGGACAGGAUAGGCAAGAAGAACUCAAUCCUGAUGCACAAAGUUCAGCAUGAUCUCAACUCUGGUGUUUUCAACAACCAUGAGAAUGAGAUGAUUCAGGAGAUUGUCAAAUAUGAUCGGGAGAUGGUUCAGCAAGUGGAUGUACCACGGCCACGGGCAAUGUCCAUGACCCCUCCGCUCCCCGGCGGGAUCUUUUCUCCUCCUGGUUCCUCCACUCAGCCUCGAGACUCGGCAAUCGCCACCCUGCAGCAAGCUGUGGCGAUGAAUUUUUGUAACCCCAUGCAAGGAAACUCAGUGGGAACAGGGCCCAUGCAGUCUCCUAGGAUGGUGAGGAGAUUCCAGGUGAUGCAGAGUGUAUCCAGCCCGGUCUCUGCUUCUCCACUCCAGUCGCAACUCCUUGCCACCGGUGCCUUUGCUCCAGUCUUGGCCAGUCCCCCUGUUCAGAGUCCACUGGCUGCUGGAGGACGAUCAUUCCAGUAUGGAUCCAGUGCGCUGACUGGUCCGAUAUCAGGCUCCCAGCUAUCUCUAGUUCAGCAGCACAUAUCCAGUCCUGCACACCGGCCCAGCAUGCAUAAGAGCACCCAUUCUUUGCACCUGGGCAGCCUGAGCCAAGAUGUCAGGGCCCUGUCAGCAUCUCAGCCCUCACUGCCUCAUGAGGGAGUGCAACCAGCUGUCCCCAGUCCACCCCAGUCAAUACAAGUUUCUUCCACUUCUAUUGGACCCCCUCAGACGCCAAUGGGCCCCUCGAGCAUUCGAAGUGCAGUACCUCAUAGGGUGGUACUCCCCCACCAAAUGUCAGUGGGGGCCUUCCCUGUAGCAUCUUUGCCUGGUUCUGUGCAUGGUUUUGCAGCAGGGCUGGCAGUGGGAACAAGUCAGGGGGACACGCUACCACCUAAAAAGAACUCAAUAACGAGCCUUCCAGAGACAGACCACAUGAAGGUGAGAUCUAGGCUGUCCUCAAACUUGUGAUCUUAAUCAAACUGUUCUGGGGGGAGUGACUGAACGAGGAACACAAUCAAAGGAACAUGUUCCUCUUCUUUUUCCAAGUUUGACUAUCUGAAUGUAUGAAUGUUGAGCGAGCAGGCAGCAUCCAAAAUAUAUGAGUCUAAUGACAUUUGAGUCUACAACACUGAGAUGUUUCUACUCACAGCUGUAGUUGCACAGAUAAGUAAAAGUAAAGUAGCAUAUUUCACAACAUAGCUAACAAUAUAUUCUUCAGUGUCCUCCCAUUCUCCUCAUACAAUAUAAACCUGAGGUCAGAUGGUUUAAAACUGUUAUUCAGGGAACUGCUUUAGAUAUCUGACGUUGGAACUUAAUUUGUGAUUAUUUACUGUAACUACAUAAUGUGCCAGAGCUCCUUUUAAACUGUUAAACGUUUUUUGCUUCAUUGUCCCUUUCAAGAUAUCUUAUUGACUUAUUGGGAAGCAAAAAUAGCAAAAAAGGAGACAGUUUUUGACUACCUUACGACAAUGAUAAAAGCCAUAUUUCAGAUAAAAUAUUAUGAUUGGACUGCUGACAGUAUUAAGAAAAUUAGAAUUUCACCGGCAUUUGUACUAGGAGUGAAAAUAUAAUACACAAACCCCCCAAGAUUCUUAAAAGGAUAGUUUGGUUUUCAGUAGAUGGCUAUCAGAGAAAAUUUAGAUUGAAGAAGUAACCAUACGCAGGAAGAACUGUUCCUUAGGCUCCAUUCACACCAGAAUGAGACUGGCUUAUGGCCUCCAGACCCUCCAUGACUGUUAGAAGGUUGCUGAGUUGGGUAAAAUCUCAAUUUCAUUAGGCAGUGAUAAUCCUGGUGUGCUUUUAGUACUCAUCAAUAAUUCUCGUCAAAUAUGAUUUUUGCUUUCUUGCAAACCUACAGCCACAAGUGUCACAUCUUCUCUAUGGAGUUUCUUAUCAGUCUAUAAAAUCAGUGCAUAAAUAUUGGACACCAUCAGUUUCAAUCUUACUAUGGUUUUCUGAAUCUUUUGUAUUGCUGGCAUCGCGAGUAAUAAUACUAACUGGGUGCAACGCUGUACAUACUGGUAAGUCUCUUUAAUGUUAUGGUGUGGGCUUAGUCUGGAGUGAUAUGAUGUCAUCAUAUCAAUUAUCACAUAAUUGAUAUGAUGACAGUGGGAACAGGGCCCAUGCAUAAUUGUUCUGUAUAAUUGUUUUGAUAAGGUAAAGACUACUCUUAAACUCUUCAUGUAACCCCACUAUGAAAGAACCAAACUACUCGGUUAAGAUCACGGGGGAUGUUAUAAUCCAUGCUGAAACUACAGUGGUGGGAUGAAUGUGUUUUUUUUUUUUUUUUUUAUCUAAAUAAUUGAUUUGUGCUCUAGUUAUCCCCAUGUUUGUUUACUUUAUAGUUCAUAAAUCUGAAGAGGGUGAGUUUUCAACCCUACAUCACUAUGCACCUUUCUGUUUUGUUUUUAAAGAAACAUUUAAUAACAACACCUUUUACACCACAUGGAAAUUCCUCCUAGCAGCCAAAAAUGUUACAGUAAAUUCUGCAAAGCUCAAUAACUGGCUGAUCUUUUUAAGCCCUCAAUAUAUAUAUAUAUAUAUAUAUAUAUAUAUAUAUAUAUAUAUAUAUAUAUAACUGUAACUUACUAACUAGCUAUAGUGAGAAAAAGGUUAUUGACAACAAAGAAACAUGCUUAUAUGUGCUGGAUGUAGCCAAAAAGUUAAAGAAACAAAGUUUGCUUUGGGCCUCUGCACCGACUAAUCAGACUCAAAUGCAUCCCAGGAAGCAGUUCUUAUUGCCCAGACUUGAACUGUGAUUCACUGCCAGUUACAAACUAGAAACUUAUUACAAGUUCAAUUGUAAACUCGGGCCCCUAUCAUUGCAAUGUAAAUUCAUUCUUUUCUAAUGCUGAGUUUUCACUUGCCUUUAGUGGCCGUUUAGGCGAUGCAUUGCUAUGCCAAAGUCAAUUCUGACAAAUAAUGAACCUCCUGUUACCGCCACAAUUUAGAUAAACAGCCAAGGACAGCGCCGAUCCUUCGCAGGACGUAGAUUGCAGUGUGCCUCUGUCAUUGAUGCCUCGGUAAGAAAUCAUCGAAUGCCACUGAUUUGUGUCCAAAAGCAUUAGGAAGAAGACCCUUUUCUCCUGGACCUGACAUUCUAUUCACCUCAGCUCACGAUUGGCUGAAUCAUUACAGGGUAAUGAGAGUGGAAAAUGGAAUCCCUCAGGCCUGUUUGGGUCCGUUAUUAUCAUCCUUCAGCUGGAUUUCAUUAUACUGUGCCAAUAAUGAGUUCUUCUCCUAUGAUCAUUUUGCAUUUGCUUCCUGUUUAGUCUGCGUUCUUGCACAGUCAUCCACCUUGGGAGUUUCAAAUUGGGCAAAAAAAAGUAGAUGGUUUUAAAGUUUGUUUGUUUUUAAAAGAUCUAUUGUGUUUUCUUUGUCUUGUGAUUUUAAUUAUGCCCACAGGAAUCAUUUUUGGUACUCCAAAGUAAUUAAUACAGGCUUGUUAUGAGAAUUGUGCUUAUUUUAUACAUGGUCCUGGGAUAGAAUGUGCAGUUAGUGACCAAAUUAGUUUUGGACCCAUAACCGAGAAAAGAGCAAUGGUGCAGGGAAAAAAAAAAUAAUAAAAAAAUAAAAAUAAAUAAAACAGGACUUACCAUAUAACAAUACUAGUUAAUGUAUACAUUCACUGAGCACGUUUUGGGGCACAUUUGUUAGGAAUUAGGAAUCUAGUUGACUUGAACACGACAUGAGUACAAACCAAUAACCUGCAAAGGGGAGGGAAGACGGUUUAAAUAAUUUUGGAUUUACCAUAGCUGUUGGUGCCAGAUGGGCCAGACACUGAUGAUCUACAGGGACUUUCACUCACAACUAUCUUUGGGAUUUCCAGUGCAUAGUCUAGUUGUGUAGAAGAAACUCAACUUUUAAGGUAGUAACUGGUGCGUAUGUUUUCUUGGCACAUUUUGGACAACUUGGUGCCAAUGGAGCAUUGUAGAACACCACAAUCUCCCUGAGUCGUGUCACUAACUUCUUUCCCUUAUGGUCGCAGUGUAGCCAUCUUCUGUACCAUGUCAAAAAGCUCAAUCUCAAACUCAUUUCUUAGACACUGUUCGCUGUGGUGAACACAUUUGAGAUAUGGUGGAUUGGGACAUUUUAACAAAGGAUGUUCAGCCAGCAAAUCUGCAGUAACUUUUGAUAUGUCAUUCCAAAAUGUACCAAAACCUUGGAGAGAUAUUCCUUACAACUGGUUGAAACUAUGCUACUAAAUAAUUAAGACAGAUCCGAAGGCAAAACAGGGAUGGAACUAGAACUAGCCUGGUGUACCUAGUAAAGUGGCCAGUGAAUGUAAAUUCAGAGAACCAUCACAGAGCUCCAGAUAUUGUAUGUAUUUUUUGACCAAUGAAAACACAAUAAUUUUCAUGAAACCCAUCAGUUUAGAAUUAAACCAAAGCUACAAAUGAUGCAGCUUUUGUGCACAAAACUCGCCUGACACAGAUCAGAUAUCAGAACAUUAAAUGAAUCCAGUCAGUUCCUCUGAAUGUGACAUUUGUGACAACAAGCAAUAACAGAAGACUGAGUGGUAACCUUAUGCAGAUGAUACUCAAUUAUACUCUUGAUUUGUCUGUGGAGAUGUAACAUUUUAAACCUUACACUGGUUUUUGAAACUUUACUGAACAUUUUGUGUUCGUUGUUUCUUUUUGUAAGCAGAUAGCUCAGUUUAAAUCACCAUCCUUACUAUGAAUAACUUGACUAACAUGGUUAUUUCUAUGUGUAAACAUAGCUUGCAUCAUGUAAACGAGACUAUUUAUUUAUGUAACCUGGUUCACUAUUACUGUAGACCUAUUAAAAAAGGACAUGUUGAAAUAAUUAUUGUUUUACUCUGACAGAAAGCAUAUUAUGAUCUGGACUGAACUGACCAAUCUUAAAAAUUAAAGGAAAAGGAAAUGAGUUGACAUGACAAAAGAUGUAUGGCUUUGUUUUCUAUACUUGUUUGCAUUCUCACCAGGAGUUUGUGUAAAAGUUAUUUAUCUGUCUGGUUACCGUACCUCAGUUCAGUUUAGGAACUUGGUUGGCACACUGACUCGGAUUUCCCCCAAAAUUUCGGAAAUGUUUUGUUCAGUUUCCUUUUUCUCUUUUGGCAACUUUGCAGACAUAUUUAGUGUUAUAUAAAUGUUACAGAAACCCAGCUGUUCGACCCACAAGGCAUCAGUAAAGAUAACAUCUGUGUUAUGCACACUUUCACACAUGGCUGCUGUAGCAUUUUGACAUCUGCAUUUGCAAAGCUGUGGACUUUGUUGCAUGAUUCUGAGUAUUUUUAUUUAUUUUUUAAAUUCUAAAUUCCCAUUUUCGCCUUUAAAAUAUUAAUAUAAACUUUUUCAUCUAUUUUGAUUUUUUCAUGAUCAGUGGACACUGAAUUACUCAUAUUGACCAAUAACGUCUGCAAUUUUGUACUUAUUCAAAAUCAAACUUUACGUACCUAUAUCUCCUCUGUGACAUCCCUGCUUUCUUUAUGCAUUUGCAGGGCAGAGUUGUAACUCUCCUCAAAUGAAAUUGCAAUACAUCUCAGCAAAAUAUUGAUCCAUCUAUUAUAAAUCCAAUAAUAAAACCAAUCUAUAUUGCAUUGUUACAUACAAACAAAAGCCUUGGUGAAAUAAAUCAUUCGCAGGGAACAUUUUUGACUUUAACCCCAGCUUUUCUUUUUUUCCAUAUUUUGUUAAAAUGUGCAAACCAAUGAGUUACAUUUGAAUAUUUUACUUUCCUUUUCAGUUAUUACUUUUUGACUAUCAUGUAUUAAAUAAAAGCACUGAAGCUUAAUUUGGCUUUUCUAAUGGAAGCAAAAUUUCCAGUGAGAGCAUUUCAUGGUGAAUGCCUCUGCUGUGUGACAGUCAUGAUGUUAUUGCUUUACUUUCACAGCCAGAAUUUAAUAUCUGCUUCUUCAAUCUUUGAAAUCAGCACUUCGUCGU
Gambusia affinis (western mosquitofish) is the source of this 8102-nucleotide messenger RNA. It is a transcript of the gene hcn2b, whose product is annotated as hyperpolarization activated cyclic nucleotide-gated potassium channel 2b. Gene Ontology annotation, molecular function: voltage-gated potassium channel activity. The record is from RefSeq and is a predicted model, not a curated record. Gene Ontology annotation, biological process: potassium ion transport; transmembrane transport. The transcript has 8 exons. Lineage: Eukaryota; Metazoa; Chordata; Actinopteri; Cyprinodontiformes; Poeciliidae. Gene Ontology annotation, cellular component: membrane. The coding region runs from base 1 to 3168 and encodes 1055 amino acids.